AUGGAGAAGGAAGUAGUUGUCACGCCUGCUCGUAAGGCUGUUGAGCCACCUGUUCAAUCUGCUGCCGCACCGACCCCAACACCACCUGCUCACACACUAGCGCCCUCUUAUGGAGCCAAAAUAACACCAACCUUCGUCCCUCCAGCAACAGUCUCAUAUCCCCAGAAUCUCGAGGUAGUUCAAGCUCCUCUAGCAAACUCUUAUCCCCUUCAAAUCCAAACCCACGGGAACAGUGGGGCGAUGCUUCCACUGAACCUUUCCUCUUCCGACGAGCACCGAAAAGCUGCUGAAUCACUAGAGGCAUUGCGUCUUGUGGAGGCUGAAAAAUAUAAGAUCAUUGCUGCAAUGAAGCGUUUCCUGCACGCUGCCUCUAAAGACUCCGGCUAUGACGCGCCCGCUACUGAAAUCUUGGAUCUCAUGGAAGAAGCAAGCAAAUAUCUUCAAAAGUUCUUUCCUGAAGGACUGCUCGGUCUUGAUGAAAACCAGCUUAUCUGGAAAGAGUCGAUCGUUCAGUUUUGGGACGAGCUUCGGCCCCAUGGGCUUGAGAUUUAUGAGCAUCCCGACAAAACGCUGCAGGUGUUCUCGCAACAGUACAAGACCAUCGCCAUCUGGCUGGGAAUAGGACAUUAUCUUGGAGACCUGAUGAUGAUCACGAAGUCUGUUGUGCCUUCAGUCCAGAUCCCUGCUCAGAACCAACAGAUUUUGCCGAUGGCACAGAUGCCUUCAUCAUCUACCGUGCAGCAGAAUGCAGCGCCAAUGAUCUCCUACCCACUGCCGUCAUAUCAACCAAAGCCCCAACAACAUCUACCACAACCUACCCCAUUGAGUACGCAAGCUCCGCCAGCACCCGAGAUGCAGACACAGUCCAUCCCCUCCACAUUCACUGCCACCAUCCAGGCUCCCUUAGACCCUGUAGCGCAAACGCCACAGAGUACAUCGACUACCUUCGCGCCUAUUCAACAACAAUCUUUUCAACAGCCGCAAGCUACCCAAGGUGCACCAGGCCCACUCGACUUCAAUAGCUAUAAGUGGUGCCAGAAUUCAGAUGAGGAGCUCCUUGAACUGACCUGUGAGUCAUUUCGGUGGCCUGAUGCUGUCGACGGCCAAACCAAAAUAUGGUCAUAUUCCUCCAUGGGUGGUCUCAAGUUGCCCGAGCAGCUUCCGAAAUUUGUCACCGGGUACUACUUAAAGUCAGAGCUUGACAAAGUAGCCCUCGAAUUCCGACGAGCGGCUGUCAUAUUCCGAUUACAAGCCAUCGACUGUGAACGUCCCGACGAGGACGACCUGCCUAUGAUGCCACUACUCGCAGAAGUUGAAGAGAUGGUUCGCAGGGCUGGGAUCAUGAUGAUUCAAUGCAAAGAGAAGAUUGAGUGGGAUGAUGGCGACGAAUUUUAUAAUUCCGCUUUCUUCUUCCAUUACCAUGUUAGGGGGGAUCGAGCCAUCCGAAAGAAGCUGUACGAAGGAUACGGAGGCUCAACAAGCAACCCAAACAUAGGCCGAGAUGAAUGGGAUCCGCUAAGGCAGGCGUGGAAAGUGAUCAUAGCGGAGUGCCUCGCUGAGUAG
Messenger RNA from Alternaria atra, 1563 nucleotides. RefSeq lists its product as uncharacterized. The coding region runs from base 1 to 1563 and encodes 520 amino acids. The transcript has a single exon. The record is from RefSeq and is a predicted model, not a curated record. Lineage: Eukaryota; Fungi; Ascomycota; Dothideomycetes; Pleosporales; Pleosporaceae.